Messenger RNA from Oncorhynchus kisutch (coho salmon), 5503 nucleotides. Its product is annotated as protein phosphatase Slingshot homolog 1. The coding region runs from base 524 to 3595 and encodes 1023 amino acids. Lineage: Eukaryota; Metazoa; Chordata; Actinopteri; Salmoniformes; Salmonidae. Gene Ontology annotation, molecular function: phosphatase activity; actin binding. The transcript is spliced from 15 exons. Gene Ontology annotation, biological process: protein dephosphorylation; negative regulation of actin filament polymerization. The record is from RefSeq and is a predicted model, not a curated record.
CCUUGCUUAAAUCUGUUUGCAAAUAAUAUUCCCAUGAAGACAUUUCAAUAAUAAGUAGCCUUUGGUUUCCGUUGAGUGUAGUAGUCUCUAGUCUGGCCAGAGUCACCUUGACGACAUUGGCCCAAUGAUAGCGCGCACGCAAACCGAAGCAGCCAAUCAUAGCAUCCGGCAAAGUGUCAGAACAGAAUCGCUUGUCAUUUAUGCUCUGCAUGCAACCUGGCUGCGAUGUAUUUUGUUUGUCUGCACGAUAAAUGGUAUAUGACACAGAUGGACAAAAUUGCAUACUUGCCUUUACAACUAUUUACAAAUGACUAUUCUAAAACGAACUGUGAAGGAUGGGCGAGUCAGAAGCCGGUGAUGGGUUUAUCAGGAUGGUGAAAUCAGAGGCAAGAAAGAUUUAAUGCGAUCCUGAGCGUUUUCUCCUGUGCUACACAGGGUCAAUCUAGGCGCAUCUUGGCCCAGAGCAACGCGCCUACCUUCCCCCCAUUCAAAGGUCUCCUCCUCUCCGUAGCAGUAGCCAGCCAUGGCUCUGGUAACCCUACAGCGCUCUCCCACCCCAAGCGCAGCAUCCACCGCCAGCACCAACGCGGGGGAGGAAUUAGGGUGUGUUGAUGACCAGAGAGCAAAUCAAAGCCUCAGCGAGAGCUUCUUCAUGGUCAAAGGAGCUGCCCUCUUCCUGCAACAGGGCACCAAUGCACAGGGACCCAAGACCCCUACACACCACAAACACGCAGGUGACUUACCCCGACACCUGCAGGUAAUGAUUAACACCCUCCGCUCUGAGGACCGCAUUAAACUGGCUGUACGGUUAGAGAGUGGUUGGUCUGACCGUGUGCGGUACAUGGUUGUGGUCUACACCAGUGGUCGACAGGACACAGAGGAGAAUAUCCUGCUAGGGAUGGACUUCACCGAUAAGGACAGUAAAAGCUGCUCUAUCGGCAUGGUGCUACCGCUAUGGAGCGAUACGAAGAUCCAUUUAGAUGGAGAUGGAGGAUUUAGUGUGACCACAGGAGGACGAUCGCAUGUCUUCAAGCCUGUUUCUGUGCAGGCCAUGUGGUCUGCGCUGCAGAUCCUCCAUAAGGCAAGCGAUGUGUCUCGCAGGCACAACUACUUCCCCGGGGGCAUGGCCCUCACAUGGAUGGGCUUCUAUGAGAGCUGUAUCACCUCCGAGCAGAGCUGCAUCAACGAGUGGAACACUAUGACCGACCUGGAGACCAUGCGGCCCGACUCACCUGCCAUGUUCGUCGACCGGCCAACGGAGAGAGAGAGAACCGAGUGUGCAAUCAAAGCUAAACUACGUAGCAUGAUGAUGUUCCGGGACCUGGAGAAUGUCACUUCCAAGGAGAUACGUGUGGAGCUGGAGCAGCAUAUGAGUUGUAACCUGAAGGAGUACAAAGAGUUCCUCGACAAUGAGAUGCUGCUGAUCCUGGGUCAGAUGGACAAAGCCACACUCAUCUUUGACCACCUCUACCUGGGCUCUGAGUGGAAUGCCUCCAAUCUAGAGGAACUACGGGACUGUGGUGUGGGCUACAUCCUCAACGUGACCAGGGAAAUAGACAACUUCUUCCAGGGCACGUUCUCCUAUCACAAUAUCCGGGUGUUUGAUGAGGAGGCCACAGACCUGCUGGCCCACUGGAACGAGACCUACAACUUCAUCGUCAGAGCCAAAAAGAACCAGUCUAAGUGCCUGGUCCACUGUAAGAUGGGUGUGAGCCGGUCAGCCUCCACGGUCAUAGCGUAUGCCAUGAAGGAGUAUGGCUGGACUCUGGAGAAGGCCUACAACUUUGUGAAGCAGAAGAGGAGCAUUGCUCGGCCCAACGCUGGCUUUAUGAAGCAGCUGGCCGAGUACGAGGGCAUCCUGGACGCUAGUAAACAGCGCCACAACAAGCUGUGGAGGCCCGAGGGAGGGGAGGACAUCCCAGAUGAGGCGUCUGGCCAGUGUUGUGGUGGAGAGGAUACACCCGUGGAGGAUGAGGCCUGGGGGGGAGAGGGCUGCAGCGCCUCCCCCUGCCGGGGCCUGGAGGUGGACGCCCUGGACCCUCUCAACUACAAUUACUACUUCAGACGGCUGUCGGACACGGCCCUGGACAGCGAGCCCUCCACCCCAGUGCGCGGCCCUCCCCUGCUGGGCAUGGAAAGGGUGUUCAUCGAGAUCGAGGAUGUGGAGAGGGACGCCCUUCUGGAGGAUGAGGGCUUCCCCAUGGCCCAACUGGCUUUGCCCGGGGAGGGCACUGCCGCCCAAACCUGUGGGGGCCGCCUGGAGCCCCUGGAGGACAUGAGGCUACGCCUGGAGUUCAGCACGGUGGAGGAGGAGGACGAGGAGGAGGCACAGAAGGAGGAGGCGGAGAUGGCCGCCCUGGCACGGACACCUGCAGGAGGAGAGGGAGUGACGGAGGACGAGGAGAGGAAGGAUCAGGCCAACGUAAACCGCUUCAACAACGAGAACGCCAACAACAGUAACCGCCUGGCUGCCAAGCGCAGCUGCCCCGCUGCCUUCGACGACAGUGCUAGCACAGGAAACCCUUACAAAGUGAAGCCCUCCUACCAGUCCUGUAAAGACUGCCUGCGUCUGCCACCAGGGCGGCGCUGUGAGCGCCCGGCAGGAGGCCGCAACCACCGCCUUAACCCCACACGCCACUGCGGGGUGGUCCCCACUAUCUCCAUAGACCCCCCUGGCACCCACUUCACCAACACACCCACCCCCCACUCACCCUGUGCCCUCCCUGCCACCAUUGCCCGCCUGGAGGCCUACCGCCAGCGGCUGGUGUCGCCCAUGAGCUGCGAGGAGCUGCCCCGAGACAGACACUGCUCCCUGGAGACGGAGGACAUGGACGAGCUACAGGAGGAAGAGGAGGAAGAACAGGAGCCAAAGCCAGGGAGGGAGGCGGGGACUGGAGUCAUCACAGAGCUCACUUUUAUGAAGCUCAGCUUGGAGGGGGAGAGGCCAGCGGGUCAGCCUCCUGGUGUGGAGUUGCAGCCUGCUGGGGUGGAGGUAGACCCUCCUAGUGGUGGAGUGGAGCCACAGCAGGAGCAGGAGGCCCUGGCCCAGCUACAGAGGACAGGGCUGGAGCUGGGGCUGGUGAGGCAGAGCGCGGACCAGCUGGAGAGGCUCUCAGGACUGGCCAUGGAAGGUCCACUCUCAGGGGCAUGGCUGUCUGAGCAGAUGGAGCUGAGCUUGGCAGUGGAGGAGAUGGAGGUGGAGGGGGAUGUAAGGGUGCAUUCUGAAACCCACAUCCCUUCUACCAGCUGUGUGGUCACAGCCGCAGACCCCCAGAUGAACACCACCCCAGUAUCGUACCCCCAGUGGUCCACCCAGACUUGGACCCCUGUGUCCUCCCCCCAUGGCUCCACCCUCACCCGGAGCUUAAGCAGUGUCAGCCUCGACAGCAACUGCGGGGGACGCCCAGGCCUGGUCAGGCCGCGCACCCAGGAGAUGGAGACCCGCAUGAGGCUGGCCGGCCUGACCGUCCCCUCCCUGCUCAAACGCUCUAGCUCCCUGGCCAAACUGGGAGGGCUCACCUUCUCCCCCGAGGACCUCUCAGACCUGGCUGAUGAUCAGGCCCAGCUGUUCUUUACCGUGCCCCCAGCCCUCUGAGCCCCCAUCCACCCCCUGGAGCUGACUGUGUUUCCAGUGUCUCUCUUCCAGACAGGUUGUCUGAACCACCUGACCGUGUAAGAGCAGUUUGAAGGAGCAGGGAGAAAUUUGCCAGGUGUCCUGGAGACAUGCCUGAGAAAUAUUAGCAGCAUGUUGGCUGGAAGAAAGAAAAAUAACUAAAGAUUUCCUAUUCCUAUUAUAGACAGUAUACAAAACAUUAAGAACACCUUCCUAAUAUUGAGUUGGACCCCCCUUCCCCUUUUGCCCUCAGAACAGCCUCAAUACGAUGGGGCAUGGACUCUACAAGGUGUCAAAAACAUUCCACAGGGAUGCUGGCCCAUGUUGAUUCCAAUGCUUCCCACAGUUGUGUUAAGUUGGCAGGAUAUCCUUUGGAUGGUUGACCAUUUUUGAUGCACACAGGAAGGAAACUGUUGAGCGUGAAAAACCCAGCUACUACCAUACCCUGCCAAACUAAAAAGACAAACUUUUACAUGUAUUUUUAUUUCUAGGGGAAUCUUUUGUCUUGCCCAUUCACCCUCCGAAUGGCACACAUACACAAUCCAUAACUCAAAUGUCUCAAGGCUUAAAAAUCCUUCUUUAACGUGUCUCCGACCCUUCAUCUACACUGAUUUGAAGUGGAUUUAACAGGUGACAUUAAUAAGGGAUCACAGCUGGUCCGUCUGUCAUGGAAAGAGCAGGUGUUCCUAAUGUUUCGUACAGUCAGUGUACAUGUACUGUCUAUUUAUCAAUCCAAAUAAGAGAUGCUAUUGGAGAAGAUCCACUCAAAGGAGCUCAAUGAAUGUGUGCAACUGAGCCUCUGUUUUGAUUCAUGUGCCCCUGAGCAUCUCAUGAGCCCCUGAGCAUCUCAUGCCUCUGUGCAGACUGACUGUUGAAGAUUGAAUCCUCCUUUUCUGUAUAUUCCUCCCUUGCUACAAGCUGUUUUUGUGUCACCGAACAACAACUUCAUCAUAUGAGCAGCUUCCUGCCUCUUCAAGCAAAGCGGGGUACCUCAGUCAGAACACAAGCAUCUCAAGACUAUUAUGGUCCAAUACUGUUUUUGUUGGCUUACCUCUCCUCAAUGACUGGCUCAGCCAGCUCUCCUCCAUUGAGGUACUUAAUUUAAUCAUGUCUUGAAGUGGUCAAAAGUCCAUUCAUAACGGUCUAGUGUUACGCAAGCUGUCCUCAUUGUCACAACUAGAGCUUCCUCAUGGGGAGCAGAGCAGUAGACUGACUGGACUUAUCACAUGCUAUGGAUGAUGGGAAGAAACAGAAGAAAUAUUGAAAUUCUCUUCUGGAUUAAUUUCUAUAUCUUUGAGGUAGUUUAGAGGGAGCAUAUACACUUUGGUUUAGUUUUGCCACAGCUGAACUUUCACUUCUGUGCAAUGGUAAUAGGUACAGUACUUCAAUGAUCUGAUUUAAGAACUCAUGUUUGUAUGGUUUGAUAGGAUUUGUGGGCAACUGAAAGAGUUCAAAUGGUUUUGGGACUGGAUUUUACAACACUGCAUUAAUCUACUGUAGCACUGAUAAUCCUCUGCUGCCCCCCUCGUAGACCAGCUGUAGUCAAAGCCAUAAUGUCUGACCCCAUAUGCCUUUUAUCCAUCGUCCCUGCAUCACUCUCAAAAGGCAAUCAAAUACAGUAGGUUGAUUUUCUGGCUGUUUAGUUUUGGUAUUAACAUGCUAGUACAUACUCUCCUCCCCUUCUUGUUCACACCUUUGAUACUGCACUGUAGAGGCUUUGUUAACCGGCUUUAUUCAACUGUCAAUGUGCCACAGCAACAGAGUAACAUUAGACUACCUUUCUUUGUACUGUUAAAAAAAAAUACUAAUCCGUUGAUCUGCAUAAGCUACACAAGACAACACCUUUGACACUCUGAAGGCCCAGGCAUAAACCUGGUACUGUGAAGUGGC